CUGGGUUUCUUUCUCGAAUCGAAAAAGGGAAGAACAGCUUUAUUUUUAUUCGAAUCAUUCUCGAUCCUUUUUUUUUCAUCAUCAGCCAAAAAAAUUCAGUCUUUUUCAGAAGAAGAAAGUUGCGAAAAAGAGAAAGAAAUAAAGAGAAAACCAAUUUGAAUUAUGUUUAUUUCCAACCUAAAUUCUCAAUCUUUCUUCCCAAAACUCUAAAAAUUGUCUAUUUUUAGUAAAAAUUCAAUUCCGUCUUCAAGUUGCAGAGAUUUUAGUAAGUGAAAGUUUUUUUUGUUGUUUGAAGAUGGUGUCACAUGAAGAGAACACAAGUAUUGUGGAAUGGUUUCUUGGUCCACAUCCAUACACGUAUCCGCCUUAUGGUAUUGAGAUGAUUCAUGAGGAUGAUGAAGUAGCAGUAGCUCAUCAUCAUCAUCAUCACCAGAGCGGUGAGUAUUACAGAGAGUAUGAAGAUCAUCGUAGUAGCGAUGUAGAUAACGAUGAGAUCAUUGCUAGAACUCUCCAAGACGAUUUUUUGCAGCUUGAAAUCGCAGAAAGUAACGAUUAUUCGCAUCAGAAUCAACAACAACAACAUCAACAAGAAGGUUAUACUAACAACUAUAGUAAUAACAACAAUGGUUAUGCUUGGAAUGAUCAGUCUCCUGCUGUGGAUUAUUCUUCAGAAUGGAUAGGAAAUGAUAAUGAUCAAGAUGGGAGGAGCGAUGAUUCGGUUAAUGUCUUUUCGUGUUCAAGCCCGAGUGACACGGAUGAGUAUGUAUACUCGUGGGAAUCGGAUCAGUGUGAUGCUGAUGGUGAAUUUGGAAGGAGAUUGAAUCAAAUGGUUCCCAUUCCGUAUAUACCGAAAAUAAAUGGAGAAAUACCUCCGGAAGAAGAAGCAGUUUCAGAUCAUGAAAGACUUCGGAAUAGGUUAGAGAUGUUUGACUUCACUGAGGUUAAGGUUCCAGGAGAUGGUAAUUGCCAGUUCCGUGCUUUAGCUGAUCAACUGUACAAAACCGCAGAUCGCCAUAAACAUGUUCGACGACAAAUAGUAAAACAGCUAAAAUCUCGUCCAGAUUCUUAUCAAGGAUACGUUCCUAUGGACUUCUCUGAUUAUCUAAGAAAGAUGUCUCGGAGCGGCGAAUGGGGCGAUCAUGUGACAUUACAGGCAGCUGCAGAUGCGUAUCGGGUGAAAAUAGUAGUCCUAACAUCGUUCAAAGAUACAUGUUACAUUGAAAUUCUUCCUACCUCCCAAGAAUCCAAAGGAGGUAAAGAGUUUUCUUUCACUGUAAAUUUUGUUUGUCUACUAUACCUCUCUCUUGCUGGUUAUUACAGUGAUCUUUUAUUUUGCUCUUGUUGUCUGCAGUAAUCUUCUUGAGCUUCUGGGCAGAGGUUCAUUACAACGCCAUCUACUUAAACAGAGAUACAUCUGAAACAGAGCUACAGAGGAAGAGAAAAUGGUGGCGUUUCGGAAACUAGACAGACCAUUGGAUCAUCAUCACUGGGUUACAUUAAUAUUUAUUGACUUGAGAGAGAUGUUCUUAGACAUAGUCCCUUCGUAGAGAGAGAGAGGAUGCUGAACAGAGCUCACAGCUUCAAAGCCUUACAAUAAUAUUAUUUUCUUCUUUGAAAGAAAGAAAAUUUUCUUUUAAAAAAACAGAAUUAACAAAUUAAAUAAAAUACACAAAAUUUUGAUCAUUUCCUUAUUCAGCUUGUUAACGUUCCAAAUUCUAACGGUUCCAACGAUUGAUUUUUUUCUCGUAUAUUAUAACUUCCUAAGAAAUUAACGUUAAGUAACCGAUCAAAGGCAUUGUGAAUGAAAUAAACAUAGAAAUAAUUUGCUCAAGUGAUUAUAAGCUGGCAAACCCAGAUGAUUUUAAACUGUAUCAAUCUCGACAUCAUCCAAAAGAACCUAAUUUAAGUUAAAGAAAGAAGAAAAACGAUCACUAAGAAAUCAAAAUCUAACUGUAGAGAUCGUCGUCAUCAGCUGCAGCUGCAGAAGUGGCAAAGGGAUCGGCGGCUGCAACACCAGUGGUGCGUCCGACACCAGCGGUUGAGUCAAACCUGAACUCAGAUCCAAACCCUCUGGAUUGCUGCAGCGUCUGAGCAAAAGCUUGGUACUUGCGAAUAUCAGCAUCACUCACACUUCUCCUUGCAUAUUUCAUCGACUCUUCGAAAUGAGCAGCUCUAAUCUCUGAAACUUCAUCAUCCACCAUAUCUUCCUCCAUGGCCUCUGGAUUCUGGCUCCUUCUACGCUCGUUCUCAAUAUCCU
Molecule: messenger RNA, 2257 nt
Organism: Arabidopsis thaliana (thale cress)
Lineage: Eukaryota; Viridiplantae; Streptophyta; Magnoliopsida; Brassicales; Brassicaceae
Product: Cysteine proteinases superfamily protein
Exons: 10
Coding region: 296-1354 (352 amino acids)
Molecular function (GO): cysteine-type deubiquitinase activity
Source: RefSeq, marked reviewed